Molecule: messenger RNA, 3458 nt
Organism: Anguilla anguilla (European eel)
Lineage: Eukaryota; Metazoa; Chordata; Actinopteri; Anguilliformes; Anguillidae
Gene: smtnl2
Product: smoothelin, like
Exons: 9
Coding region: 173-1798 (541 amino acids)
Biological process (GO): actin cytoskeleton organization
Cellular component (GO): filamentous actin; microtubule organizing center
Molecular function (GO): protein binding
Source: RefSeq, a predicted model, not a curated record
GAGCUGCAGAGCCCACCCCCCCCCCCCAAAACUACAACCUGCAGGGGAACUGAACACACAGACCCAGAGUGGAGAGGACAGCAGGACAGAGGUGUGGAAGAGGACUGCGGCAGCCAAUCGCGAGGAGGCUGAGAAGACUUGCCGUUUGAAGGACACAGGAGACCGAGGGGCUAUGGAUGUGCUCGGAGAGAUGGGGGGGCUUCCCGACGGGCGGGUGGAGGAGCACGCGGGCACGGGCACGCGCCCGGACGCCCCGCCCGAGGACGAGACGGUGUGUGCGGCCCUGGCCCGCUACGAGGCCACCCUCCGGGACGCCAUGAGGGAGAUCCGGGCGGACGUGGGCGCCUUCAAGGCGGGCGUGGAGCAGCGGCUGGACGAGGCGGGCCGGGCGAGCGGGCCCCUGGGCCGGGCCGUGUCCCAGCUCCAGCAGGAGAACCGGCAGCUCCGCGGCCAGCUGGAGGCGCUCACGCGCCAGCUGGAGGCCCUGACCGGGACGGUGUGCGACAGGAGCGCUCUGACCAAUAACAGCGGCCACCAGGCCAACCGGGCCAACCCGCCCACCGCGCCCCUGCCCCUGACCUCCCGGCCCCCGCCGGACCACCGGGGGACCCACUCGCCUGCAUCCCCCACCGGCGGCGGCCCGACGGCGUUCUCCUCCGGGCCCAGCCCGGCGCCGGCGCUCUCUCCCACCGCCCGCUUCUCCAGCCGGGCCACCUUCGCCGUGUUCGGCAAAAGCAGCAGCGUGGAGCGGGAGGAGCCCAUUGAAGUAGAUCCAGCCCCAGCCCCAGCCCCAGCCCCAGCCCCAGCCCCAGCCCCAGCCCCUGUAGUGGUAGAAAAUGGACACCAGUCUGCAUCAGAGACCUCUGCGAUGCCAGCUGACAUAAGGUCGCCUCAUAGUGAUGCUCCACAAGAGCAUAUAGCCCCCAUGUCCAUGUUGAGGCCACACCUCCCCAUCACUGCUACAACCAAAAUGGCUGAAUCCUCUGUCACCUCAGUAACUAAAAGCCAACAGUCACCAACCAGUCCUAUACAAUCAACACCCUCUGCUCUCACCAAGGCACAGCCACCCAGCCAAUCAACAAGUGACUCUCCACCCCAAACUGUGUCAGAGUCUCCUGUCAUACCAGCACCUGCAGUGAAGGCUUGGGCCCCAAGUCCCAUCAGAGCCAUGGGGUCGCCUCAGAUGCCAGAUAAGGCCUCUUCGGCGCCUUCCAAGUCAGUGAGUUACUCAGGCAUUGGCACAUCCAGUACAGACAGGGAUGGUGAUAUCGGUGGGCCAGCUUUUGGGAGGGGUGUGGAACGGAGGCGGGAGCUGGUGAGGUCACAGACGCUGCCUCGCUCCAUAGGAGCUCAAUCUCGGCGCGCCAUCUUCGAGAGGCUGGACUCCGACCCCAGCAAGCCCAAAGCCAUGGACUCCAAGCCCAAGCUGAAACGCUCUCAGAGUUUUGGGGUGUCCAGCGCCAGCAGCAUCAAGCAGAUCCUGCUAGAGUGGUGCCGGUCUAAAACCAUUGGAUACCAGAACAUUGACAUCCAGAACUUCUCCUCCAGUUGGAGUGAUGGCAUGGCUUUCUGUGCCCUGGUACACUCCUUCUUCCCCACCGAGUUUGACUACAAUGCACUGAUGCCCACCAACCCCAAGCACAACUUUGAGGUGGCCUUUGGCACAGCAGAGGACAAGGCGGGCUGUGACCGGCUCAUCGAGGUGGAGGACAUGAUGGUCAUGGGCCGCAAACCGGACCCCAUGUGCGUCUUCACCUACGUCCAGUCCCUCUACAACCACCUACGCCGGUUCGAGUGACGCGCCAAGACACGUCAGCUCCUGGCCCCGCCCCCUGUGUGCUCAGGGACAGAAACACCAGUGUAAAGACUACCAUUACGCCUUCAGUUUGGAAUUCGAUCUGGACAUUAUCAUACACUCAGAGACAACCCAAAGUUUACAAGUGCCUAGAGGGUGGGAGUAAUGUGUGUGCCAGUAGCCUUGAGUUAGUAUUCACUGUACUUUCCCCCAAUGUAAGGGGAAGAUUGCUCACUAAACCACUGAUCAUCCUCCUCAGUUUUGUACACUAGAACUGCCUAUUACAGCAAGCAAUCACCUAUCUUACAGCAAUAACUGUGGGUGCGCUAGCUCUUUGUAAAUGGGCACCUCAGCUGUCCUCUAGUAGUCCGCAGUAGAGCUGAUUUGCAAACACUGGGGAUUAAUAGCUGUGCCUAUGUUUGGCCACUAGUGGGCCUCUGUGUGCUAUGUGCUUGCUAGCUGGGGUUGCAAAAAUGGAAAACCCAGCUCACCCUGAACACGGACGCCAUCCCGUGGAGCCAAAUUCACCGACUGCUCUGCCACAAAGGCCCUGUACUGACUUACAAGGAACAUUUUUACAGUCAAUUUAAAAACUACUUCAGAGGACUUGAGACUGUAAUUCAACACAGUGUUUUUUUUGUUUGUUUGUUUUUUUUUUUUUGAAGGAGAGCUUGUGGGUUGUGGUAAACUGUUAAUCUUGUUUUGUUUUGUUUUUUUCGAAUGUUUGAAUGUUUUGUGUUUCGAUUCUAUUUCUGUCAGUGGGUGCUUCGGUUUUAUACAGCACCUGUGUUUUUUUUAAGUGUUCCCCCAUGUAUCCUCACCUUACUUCACCAAAGUGCCUGUGUUCUGUGAGAACUGUAUCUGCUCUCAGACCGCAUAUUCGCUAGUGUGAUUCAUGGUUCCAAACUUCAGUUUGAAAGUUGCGUCACUGAAAUGUCAGCAUUCGAGAGAAGGCAGGUAAGUGGAAAUGUUCUUCUGUGAUGAGACUGUGACCUGCUAAUCGCUGCCAAUGUGUGUAAAACUGUAGUAGCUGGAAAACAUUUGGGUAAAAAAAGGUCAAUUCUAGCCUGCUCGUUAAUAAUUAUUAGGACAGAAAAGGAGAACAGUUUCUGCUGUAUCUCUUUAGCGGGGAUUGGCUAAGCCUAUAAAAUUAUAAAAUUAUCAGUAUUUUUCUUAUGGUCUGUGGCAUACCAAAGCGUUACACAUCACAGACAGGUACAUUAGAUGUGUACAAAGAAUGAGUUUUGUGAAUAAUAACAUGUGCGACUGCUGACAGUGUUUGCUAUACUAGGUGUGCAUGUGUGAUUCAUGUUAAUGCAAUGAGGGGCAUUCACUGUGCUGGCUGAAGCUGGGAUCCACAAGACCCAUGUGACUGUGACUGUUUCCAGGGCACCUGAAAAAUAUAAAACCAAAAUACAGUAAUCAUUACCCAUCCCAUCACCUUUGUCACCCAUUCAUUAUUAGUGCAGAAGCCACCAAAUGGUGCCUUAAUUAGCUGGAAAUAUAAUAUAUACAAUAUUAGUGCAGGGUCUAUGUUAAUCGCCCCGUUUGCCGCACGCAUCAAGAACGUUGGAGUGUGAGGAGCGUGUUAAUAUCUGGCUUGUUGUUGCCCACUGCUGGCCAUUUAGAGUUACAACGUGUAAUAAAAAUGUUGCUCUGUGUU